AUGGCGGACGAUGGCAUGAUUCUCAAUUUUGACAUGGGCAGCGGCCCUGUCAAGCCCCAUGUCAAGAUUCAGGGUGGUCGCUGGCGCGACAGGAAUAAAGCCAACCGGAUUGCGAACAAAGGCACUGAAAAAGAGGCUUCAUCAACAGCAAAAGACGAUGCCCCGCUACCGCAAAGAUACACGCCUGGAUCCAAGAAACCCCAGAGGUCAGACCGCCUUGGCGACGACGACGACUCUUUUGAGCGCCCGGCAAAGCGAGCGCGGCCAGAGCAUCCUCAUGCGACGGCUUACCGGACUGGAAAAAUGCCGCCUGGCAGCAUCGCGAACAAGCUGAGAGACGGCCAAAUCUCAUCGAAGCUUUUCUCUUACAACCCCACGCCAAAGACUGUCUUCGAUGAACCCGGUGCUGAGAAGGUUGAGGAGAAGGUCGCUGAGCCUUCAAACGCGCCGCUUUCCGAUGAAGCUGCCAGCUUCCACGCCCUCGGUAUCUCAAGACGACUGGCAUUGACGCUCUCCGGCAAGAUCCAGCUCAAGGCACCGACAGCUAUUCAAGCCAAGGUCCUUCCUCAACUCAUCAAGGAAGACAGCGAUGCCUUUGUGCAGGCGCAAACAGGUUCCGGAAAGACCUUGGCGUAUCUGCUGCCCAUCAUCCAGCGGAUUCUGUCGGUUGAGGGUCAGAUCAAGAGAGACUCGGGCUUGUUCGCCAUUGUCAUGGCGCCUACCCGUGAACUUUGCAGGCAGAUCGAGCUCGUGCUCGCAAAGGUGCUCCCGCCGUACCUGGUCAGCACAACAGUCAUUGGUGGCGAGAGCAAACACUCUGAGAAGAGCCGCCUGCGGAAAGGUGUGAACAUCCUCAUCGCAACACCCGGUCGUUUGAGCGAUCACCUCGAGCAUACUAAAACUCUCGACGUCGGCACUGUGAGGUGGCUGGUCCUUGACGAAGGCGAUCGUUUGAUGGAGAUGGGUUUCGAGGCGGAACUGCGCACCAUCGUCAGCAGGAUCCGAGAGAACCCCCUGGCAGACAAGACAGCGAACGGCGUGUCCCUCGCCAACCUCCCGCAGCGUCGCGUGACCGUUCUUUGCUCAGCCACCAUGAAGAUGAACGUUCAGAAGCUUGGCGAGAUCAGUCUGGAGGAUGCGGUCCACAUUACCACAUCAGGAGAAGAUCAUGUCGAGGGAGAAGAGAUCAAGUUCGAGGCUCCGGCGCAACUGAAGCAGAACUACUUGAUUGUGCCAGCCAAGUUGCGGCUGGUGACGCUCAUAGCACUUCUGAAGUCCACAUUUUCAAGGAAGGGGUCGGUGAUGAAAGCCAUCGUCUUCUUUUCCUGCGCCGACUCAGUCGACUAUCACUUUGAUCUCCUCCGUCAACCGCCGAAGAAGGAAGAGAGCUCAACUGAUAACGCAACGUCUGCAACCGCAAAUACCGUCGCGUCUUCGGCGUACAUCACAUCGGCGGCGAACACAAAUAUUGUCCUCCACAAACUGCACGGCUCCCUCCCUCAACCAGUCCGUACGGCUACGCUGGCGUCUUACAGCAAAUGCACAGACCCGACAGUCCUACUCACUACCGAUAUUGCCUCCCGUGGUCUCGAUGUGCCCUCCGUCGAGCUCGUAGUCGAAUACGACCCCGCCUUCAGCGCAGACGACCACGUCCAUCGUAUCGGUCGUACAGCGCGUGCCGGUAAGCCCGGUAAGGCGGUCCUCUUCCUCAUGCCUGGCUGUGAAGAAGGCUACAUCGACCUCCUCAAAUCCAAGAACGCUUCACCUCCCAAGCCUGAACUCUACGACACUAUCUUGCACAAGGGCUUCACGACAGGCAUGGAGUUCCCCGUUGAGACGGAUACCAAGCCCCAGCCCGCGACCGACAGGGGCUUCAGCAACCGCGCCGAGAACUUGCAGCUUCACCUUGAGCAGAGGCUUCUCCUCGAAUCGGCAACGAAACUCCUGGACGAGGCUCGUAAGGCCUUCCGGUCGCACGUCAGGGCGUACGCGACCCACAUCAAGGACGAGCGCGUCUACUUUGACAUCAACGAGUUGCACCUGGGUCACUUGGCAAAGGCGUAUGGCCUGCGUGAGGCGCCAUCAGGCAUCGGACGUGGCGGCCACGACAGCAAGAAGGCGGUUAUGAAGCAGAAGAACGCCGGCAAGAGAAGAGGAGACAGCAGGCCCUCGGGUGGCAACGCGAUGGAGGAUAUCGAUACUGGUGCUGAGCCAAGCGAGAUGGAGAGGAAGAUGAAGAUGAAGAUGAGGGCUGUGAUGAAUGCGGCCAGUGAAUUCAACCUGGGUUGA
Molecule: messenger RNA, 2289 nt
Organism: Colletotrichum abscissum
Lineage: Eukaryota; Fungi; Ascomycota; Sordariomycetes; Glomerellales; Glomerellaceae
Product: DEAD/DEAH box helicase
Exons: 1
Coding region: 1-2289 (762 amino acids)
Biological process (GO): ribosome biogenesis
Cellular component (GO): nucleus
Molecular function (GO): ATP binding; nucleic acid binding
Source: RefSeq, a predicted model, not a curated record